Molecule: messenger RNA, 1290 nt
Organism: Closterium sp. Yama58-4
Lineage: Eukaryota; Viridiplantae; Streptophyta; Zygnematophyceae; Desmidiales; Closteriaceae
Source: the annotation of a GenBank genome assembly
AUGUACAUCACCCUCUACUACAUAGUCACCCGGCUCCCUGACACCCUUCGCCCGGUUAGGGACCACUUCCUCUCUGUUUGCCCCACCACCCUCACCGUUGACCUCCUCGAGGAGCGCCUGCUCGCGGCAGAGAAGAGUAUAGUCACAGUAGAUGCCUCUCGUGGUGACCCUCGUACCCCUGUCUUUGAGGGGUGCUCCCCCUCUCCCCUCUUGCCCUCUGUUGCCUCUGCUGCUGCGGCCGACCUCGUUGGUCUUGAGUCGGUCGCUGCGGCGUCUGCCCCUAGCGGGAGACGCCGCCCUGGCAAGGGCAAGGGGGGCAAGGGUGCUGGAGGAGCUGGCGGGGGCGGUGGAGGCGGAGGUGGAGGUGGUGGAGGGGGUGGGGGUGGCGGUGGGGGUGGUGGCGGGGGUGGGGGCGUCGGUGGCGGGACUGGAGGUGGAGGUGGAGGCGGCGGUGGCGGUGGGAGCGGAGGUGGCGGAGGUGGCGGUAGUGGAGGAGGUAGCGGCGGAGGCGGCGGAGCUGGUCGGGGUGGCGCUGCGCAGAGGGGUGGCUCCGGUGGUGGUGCGCGCCAGCAGCAGCAGCAGCAGCGUACCCGUGAGACCCCUUCCCCCCAGCAGCUUCGUGAGUGGUACGCUGCUCGUCAGCGGGGCGGGGGUGCUGGCCCCUGUACCUACGUUCUCCGUACCGGCGACCGGGCGGGUGAGCAGUGUGGGGGCGCGCACCCCACCCAGCGCUGCUUCGGUCGUCUGACGGACGCGUGGCGCCACCAGUUCCCCGACGCUACUGAGAUCCCUCGCUGGGGCGAGCUGUCUAGGGCGGGUGUUGCAAUCUAUGAUCUUGAUUUUGAUGCUAUUCUUGCUGCCAUGUAUGCUGUGACUAUUAGUGAUGAGGGUGACUGUUACCGGUGUUUCCCGCCUGACCCAGGCAUAGAGGCUGCUGCGCUAGGUACUUGUGAGGCUGCUGCUCUAGGUGCCAGUGCGUCUGCCGCCCCAGGUGCCGGUGAGUUUGCGCUCUCAGGUGCUGCGUCGUCCCCGGACACCCACACCUUCACCCUUGACUCGGGUGCUUCCCGCUCCUUCUUUCGAGACUGCACCACUCUCACACCGCUCAGUCGGCCUGUUGCGGUCUCCCUGGCGGACCCCUCUGGGGGUCCUGUCCUUGCUCACUACUCCACUGUCCUACCGUGUCCGGCGGUCCCGUCUGGCUCCCUGUCGGGUCUCUACCUCCCCUCGUUCUCUACGAACUCCAGGAUGCAGGAGUUGACCAGUUCACCCCUGCGCGUCAGCGGGUGA